Molecule: messenger RNA, 1149 nt
Organism: Mesitornis unicolor (brown roatelo)
Lineage: Eukaryota; Metazoa; Chordata; Aves; Mesitornithiformes; Mesitornithidae
Gene: TACR2
Product: tachykinin receptor 2
Exons: 5
Coding region: 1-1149 (382 amino acids)
Biological process (GO): G protein-coupled receptor signaling pathway; positive regulation of flagellated sperm motility
Cellular component (GO): sperm midpiece; plasma membrane
Molecular function (GO): substance K receptor activity
Source: RefSeq, a predicted model, not a curated record
AUGAGCAAAUUUUCCAUUUUAAAUGCUAGCAACACUUUGAAGGGCGACACCCUCGAGGACAGCAGCAAUUGGACAUCAGUAACCCAGUUUACCCAACCGGGAUGGCAAAUUGCUUUGUGGGCUAUCUCCUAUUCCUUCAUCGUUAUCACAUCCAUCAUCGGCAACAUCACCGUCAUCUGGAUUAUCCUUGCGCACAGGAGAAUGAGGACUGCCACCAAUUACUUUAUCGUUAAUUUGGCUCUUUCAGAUUUGCUGAUGUCUGCUUUCAAUACCAUCUUCAAUUUUAUUUAUGCCAGUCACAAUGUCUGGUAUUUUGGCGAGGAAUUCUGCAGGUUUCAGAACUGGUUCCCCAUCACCGCAAUGUUUGUCAGCAUUUACUCCAUGACAGCCGUGGCUGCAGAGAGGUACAUGGCAAUAAUUCAUCCCUUCAAGCCCAGGCUGUCUGCUGGAAGCACCAGAGUCAUCAUAGGGAUAAUCUGGCUGGUGGCUUUUGGGCUUGCCUUCCCCCAGUGCUUUUACGCCGAGAUCACGUUGGACAAUGGAACCACAAAAUGCAUCGUCGUCUGGCCCGAUGAUGUCGGAUCCAAGCACCAGCUCACGUAUCACAUUGCCGUGAUCGUGUUGAUUUAUUUACUGCCUCUAAUGGUGAUGUUUGUUGCAUAUAGCAUUAUAGGAAUUACUCUGUGGAGCAGUGCGGUUCCAGGCAACCACCUUAACAGAGUCCGCUACGAACACCAAGUUAACGCCAAAAAAAAGUUUGUGAAGACCAUGGUGGUAGUCGUGAUCAUUUUUGCUGUCUGCUGGCUGCCCUAUCACAUAUACUUCAUCCUGGGGAGCUUCAAGGAAGACAUCUAUCAGCAGAAGUACAUUCAGCAGGUUUAUCUCGCAAUCUUUCUGCUUGCCAUGAGUUCGACGAUGUACAACCCCAUCAUAUACUGCUGUCUUAACCAAAGGUUUCGUUCUGGCUUCAAAUUAGCCUUCCGGUGGUGUCCAUGCAUAAAAGCAACUGAGAAAGACAAACUUAAACUUACGUCCCCAUCUAUUUACCAGACAACCCACAGGAAGUCCAGAACAAGAAGUUUCAACACAGAAACUCAAUUGAAUGAGAAAGAGAAGACAUCGUUUACCCUCACCCAGCUAACGCUUUGA